UGACUGGUUCUUAAAUGAGGAGGUGUUUUAUUGUCACCGAGUUCUCAACAUGUAACAGAAUUAGCGAAACAGAAAAGCGAAAUGCAGUUUCUGCUGUUCUAAUUAACUCUGCACUCUUAAUGAGUUCAUAACCACCCUGAAAGCUUAUAAACGUUUCCUUCAGUUCUCUCUCCCUCUCACGCUUUCAUGAUACACAACAAACAUAUUCAUGAUACUCAACAAACAGACACUUUCAUACAGAUUGCAUGAGGAAACAGAACAAAAACAGCCAUGACAAAGAGAAGAGCUUCAUCACCGAUGCGCCAACUUUCGAGGUUGAGGUCAAGACUCAUCAUCAUCCUCUGUGUUUCGCUAUGUGUACUGGCUUUACUUAGUGUAGUAUUCCAUUCUGAGUCCAACCUCCAGUCCUCAUUCCCCACCUCUCGAAGAAGGUCUCGUGCUUUUAUUGAUAUUCAGUUUGUUGGCCCUCCAAAGGUUGCUUUUCUCUUCCUGGUUCGGCGGGAUCUCCCUCUUGAUUUUCUCUGGGGUACCUUCUUCAAGAAUGGUGAUGGAGCAAAAUUCUCCAUUUACGUUCAUUCAGAGCCUGGUUUUGUGUUUGAUGGAUCAACCACAAGGUCUGCAUUCUUCUUUGGUCGACAGUUAAACAACAGCAUAAGGGUAGUAUGGGGAGAAUCAAGUAUGAUCGAAGCAGAGCGGUUACUAUUUGAAGAAGCUCUUUAUGAUCCAGCCAAUCAAAGAUUUGUCCUUCUCUCAGAUAGCUGUGUACCUCUCUACAACUUUAGUUACAUUUACAACUAUGUAAUGUCUUCUCCAAAAAGCUUCGUUGACAGCUUUAUUGAUGUUAAAGGACAUCGUUAUGAUCCAAAGAUGUCACCUACUAUACAUAAGGAGAGAUGGCGAAAAGGAUCCCAGUGGAUAACAUUGGCUCGAAGACAUGCUGAAAUUGUUGUGGAUGACGACACUGUUUUCCCCGUCUUCAGGGAAUUCUGCAAGCGAUGGCCGCCUACACCCCUGAGUUUUAGAAGGCGACUACUUGCAAUCAAUUGGACUUUCCAGCUUCCAUUGUUUACAUUUCAGAGGCAUCGCAAUUGUAUCCCCGAUGAACAUUAUGUGCAGACACUACUUGCAGUAAGCAGAAUGCUUCCUAUGCUUUUCAGUCUUGAUAGUCAUAAAAGUCCGGCCGAAGAUAACGAGAGGCUAAUCGGAGGGGCGGAAGAGGUAGAGGAAGAGCCAGGCGGCGAGGAGGCCGAGGGAGAAGGGGUGGGUGAAGAGGGAGACGGCGACGAUGAGGGCGACGACGGCGAGGUAGUUGACGCGGACGCGGAGGGUGGCGUCGGAGAAGGACUCGGGCUUGGCGAAGGCGGAGCGGUCGGCAAGCUCGGCCCAGGGGCGGCGCUGGGAGAGGCCGUUGCGGACGGUGUCGGUGAUGUGGUUGAUGAAGGCGCGGAAGGCCAGGGUGGCGAUCCGAGGCUGGGAGGCCUGGGACUCGAUGGAUCCGGCGGCGGCGACAGAGGUGGUGGAGAUCGGGAGGACGGGGGGACGGUGGUUGACAUUGCCGGUGGAUCGGGAUCUGAAAUUGUAUCAAGUUGGGAUCACAUUUCUGUUUAUCAUUUGCAAAUACUUGUUCAUAAUUUUUAUUUUUCGGAAUUUCAUUCAACUUCUUCGUCUGUGUCUUGUGACAAGAUAAGUGGACUUGACAACGAACUUGAACGACGAGCAGUGACCUAUACAUUAUGGAAUCAGUCAACCCUACAAGGGAAAAUAAAAUCUUGGCACCCCUUAACAUUUGAUUAUGCAGAAGCAGCUCCUCAAAAACUAAGACAAAUAAAGGAAAUCAACCACGUCUACAAUGAGUAUGAACAACACAAUGAGUUCUGCCAUACCAAUUCCAAAGUCACUCCUUGUUUCUUGUUUGCACGAAAGUUCACUCUUGGAGCUGCAAUGCGCGUCUUGAGAGAAGGUUUGGUUGGUUCUUAUGAUGUGACAGCAAUACUACGAGAUAUCUAGCCUCUGAAAUCAAACCGGAAAGGGAUGGACAGUGGCUCCUUCGGCAUAAUUAAGCAACUAUACCAUUACAAACAAAACAUCAACAGUUGCAC
Messenger RNA from Rosa chinensis, 2099 nucleotides. Its product is annotated as glycosyltransferase BC10. Bases 271 to 2007 code for a protein of 578 amino acids. Gene Ontology annotation, cellular component: membrane. Gene Ontology annotation, molecular function: glycosyltransferase activity. The transcript has 11 exons. The record is from RefSeq and is a predicted model, not a curated record. Lineage: Eukaryota; Viridiplantae; Streptophyta; Magnoliopsida; Rosales; Rosaceae.